AUGUCCAACAUUGAGGUUUUUGACCUCAGAAACCCCAGGGACCCCGACUCCGUCAACGAGGGCGCCCAGGAGGUGGCAGACUUCAUGGUGGUGGCCACCGGUAAGAGCGCCAAGCAUCUGCAGAAAGCCACCUUGGAACUGAACCUGUUUGUCAAACACCAGCUCAAGAGUCUCACGUCGAACGAGGGACUGCUCUCGACGGCCCAAUUGGCCAAAUUCCGCCGCCGCUUGCUCAAACGAGGCAAGAAGGGUCCUUCGUACGCCAUGAACGACUACGGAGCAGCAGCAAACACCUGGGUCAUGGUCGACUGCAAGGACGACAACAUCGCCGUGCACCUGCUCACGGAGGAACGGCGCGACGAUCUCGAUCUGGAGUCGCUCUGGGCGCAGGAUAAGUCCAAGUACGAAAACAGAAAAACCCGCGUUGAUGACGAUAAUAUUUUCAGUGGUUUCCGGUUCAUGCACACCAUGAGACGCCCGGUGAGCGCUGGUGGCAUUCUCACCCAGCUGGCCGGGUUCAGAAGCUAUUCCCAGGUCGGGUUCGACCAGCUCAAGAGACUCCAUCUGGAGAACCCAAAAGCGUGUCCUUUGGAUAAGGUGCAGAACCAUCUGCUUACCAAACAGGCCCAGGGAACUCUGGUCACGUCGCGGGAGAUCGCCGAGCUGGUCGAGUUGAUCUUGCAAUCCGCCGAGUUCCAUGACGGACUAACUUCCGAGACUGAGGUGUUCAGUCGUCGAACCAACACUAUUUUGCACAUCCUGUCCACUUUCAACCCGAUCCUCACAGAGAAAGAUAUCACGGAAUUGCUGCCCACGUUGGUGAUCGCAGGCUCACAAGCUGACAACGAGAACUUCGUCAAGCUCAACUCAAAAGAACCAAAACCAAACCCAGAGCUGAGAUACUCUGUCCAGGUUAACCAUCUGUACAGACUGUAUGAGUCCAUUUUCAAAAACCGCAAGUUUGCACCGUUCCUCACGCAAAUGGACCUCAUUUUCCUCACCAUUUUCGCCAACAGAAACAACUGGGUCUAUAUGAAGAAAGUGGUUGAUUCCGCACUGGCACGACAGGACUUUGUUCCUGUUGAGGCCGCCCUCAAUUUCCUGUCUAUAAGCGGCACCCCGGCCCAGUGUUUGGAAUUUAUCGACGCGUACCUGCCAUAUUUGCGUCUAUCUCCGUCUUUCCAUGAAUCAGAGCACAAGUCCCAGAUUGACAGUGUCACGACCAAGGCCACCAGUCUAUAG
Ogataea philodendri is the source of this 1242-nucleotide messenger RNA. RefSeq lists its product as uncharacterized. Gene Ontology annotation, biological process: mRNA stabilization; mitochondrial gene expression; mitochondrial proton-transporting ATP synthase complex assembly. Bases 1 to 1242 code for a protein of 413 amino acids. The record is from RefSeq and is a predicted model, not a curated record. Gene Ontology annotation, cellular component: mitochondrion. Lineage: Eukaryota; Fungi; Ascomycota; Pichiomycetes; Pichiales; Pichiaceae. The transcript has a single exon.